AAGUGCAAGAUGAGUUGGUGAAUUCCAUGAAAGAAUCAGCUGGAAAGGAACUUCUGCGAGUCUCCAAUAAUAAAAAUGCCUAUAAAGAGCUUCUCAAAGGCUUGAUUGUUCAGAGUCUCUUGCGGCUGAAGGAACCAGUGGUGCUGUUGCGGUGCAGAGAGGUUGACCGGAGGCUUGUGGAGUCCAUUUUAGAAGCAGCAAGGCAACAAUACGCUGAGAAGGCCAAAGUACAAGCCGCUAAAGUUACUAUCGACAAUGUAUACCUCCCACCUCCUCCCAAGAGUGCAGAUUCCCACGAGCCUUACUGCUCUGGCGGAGUGGUGCUGGCUUCUCAGGAUGGGAAGAUAGUGUGCGACAAUACUUUGGAUGCAAGAUUGGAUGUUGCUUUCAAACAGAAACUACCUGAGAUUCGAAAACGGCUAUUUGGACAAUUGAGUUCGUCAUUGAUUUGAUUCUGAUUCUGCCUUACCAUGGCAAGUGCUAAAACCAAUGUCAAGCAAUGAAGAACAUGAAUGUGCACUUAGAAAUAAUAUUGGCUUCUCUACCCUUUACUAAUUGAUUUUAAGUUGGAUAAUUUGUCGUGUUUUUAUAGAUUUUGUAUCUCUGCCUCUGAGAUAUUGUUCUUGGAAUUCUUGAAAAAGUUUUUAGCUUCCUUUACAUUCC
Messenger RNA from Rubroshorea leprosula, 663 nucleotides. NCBI's taxonomy places the organism in Eukaryota, Viridiplantae, Streptophyta, Magnoliopsida, Malvales, Dipterocarpaceae. The record is from the annotation of a GenBank genome assembly.